Molecule: messenger RNA, 555 nt
Organism: Micromonas pusilla CCMP1545
Lineage: Eukaryota; Viridiplantae; Chlorophyta; Mamiellophyceae; Mamiellales; Mamiellaceae
Exons: 3
Coding region: 1-555 (184 amino acids)
Molecular function (GO): GTP binding; GTPase activity
Source: RefSeq, a predicted model, not a curated record
AUGGGACCCUGGGAACGCCUCAUCGAGACCGUCUUCGUUCGCCCCAAGAGACCGCGCGUCGAGCUCGCGGUGACCGGCCUUCCGGGCGCGGGGAAGACGUCGUUCGCGCACGUCCUCGCGACAGGAUCGUUCGACCCCGCGACGCUCCCUUCGCGCGCGCACACGUACGACAUGACGACGAUCACGAAGGAAGGGUUCGCGCUCAAGGUGUGGGACGUCGCGCGCGGGGGGGCGUUUCAAACGAGGUGGGAGAGGUACUGUCGAAACUGCCGCGCCGUCGUCUUCGUCUUCGACGCGUCCGACCGCGACGUGUCGCACAUAACCGACGCUCGCGAGGCGUUACACGACCUCAUGCGCAGGUCCACGCUGCACAACGUCCCUCUGCUCGUGCUCGGGAACAAGAGCGACAGGAAGAACGCGAUGACGGCGGGCGAGUGCGCCGACGCGUUGCGGCUCGACGACUGCGCGUCCGUGUCCUGCGCGCGCCUCGACGGGCUCGACUACGCGAUGGACUGGCUCGCGCGAGAGGCGACGCCGAAGGUGAAGCGCGAGUGA